Messenger RNA from Geodia barretti, 2091 nucleotides. Lineage: Eukaryota; Metazoa; Porifera; Demospongiae; Tetractinellida; Geodiidae. The record is from the annotation of a GenBank genome assembly.
AUGAGUUCCGCCACGAUGGCUACUCUGAGGAAACUACCAUUUCGGUUGCUGCUCGUCAUCGCGGUGAUGGGUUGCGCCGCCGUCCUCAUGGCCGCUGCCUGCAGCGCUGCCGACGAAUCUCCCCCUGGUCAGUCCGCAAACGGCUCUGCUUCGGCUUCGACCGGCGCACCCGGCGACCAGCCGGGAAAGGUAGCCGACCCCGCCACGUAUGCCACGCUCUCGGGCGACAUUUCGAUUGACGGUUCUUCCACGGUGUUCCCCAUCACCGAGGCGGUGGCUGAGGCAUUCGGCGGCCUGACCGAUGACAACGUCCGGGUGGUCGUGGGCAUCUCGGGAACCGGAGGCGGCUUCAAGAAGUUUUGCGAUGACGAGAUCGUGAUCUCCGACGCGUCCCGGCCGAUCAAGCAGAAGGAAGUUGACCUGUGUUCCGCCGCGGGCAUCGAGUACAUCGAGCUGCCGGUGGCCAUCGAUGGCGUGUCUGUGGUGGUGAACCCGGCAAAUGAUUUCGUGGACUGUUUGACGGUUGAGCAACUGAACACCAUCUGGAGCCCGGAAUCUGAGGGCGUGGUGAGCCAGUGGAACCAGGUGAACCCGGACUGGCCGGCGGAAGAGAUCAAGCUGUACGCGCCUGGCGUGGACUCGGGCACGUUCGACUAUUUCACCGAGGCGGUCAACGGUGAUGGCGGCGUGUCAAGGGGUGACUUCGUGGCGUCGGAGGACGACAACGUGCUGGUGCAGGGCGUCUCGGGGGACAAGUACAGCAUCGGUUACUUCGGGUAUGCGUACUAUGUGGAGAACAAGGACAAGGUGAAGGUGGUGCCGGUCGACGGCGGCAACGGUUGUGUUGCCCCGACGGACGACGCGAUCAACAACGGUUCAUAUGCGCCGUUGAGCCGGCCGCUGUUCAUCUACGUGCGCUCGGACGCGGCCGAGCAAGAGCAUAUUUCGGAGUUCGUGAAAUAUUACCUGAGCGCGAACGGCCAGGAGCUGGCGGCAUCGGUGGGAUACAUUCCGUUCCCGCAGCAGGUUUACGACCUGGGGUUGGCGAAGUUAGAGGCUGGGACGGUAGGCACGGUGUUCGGAGGCGACGACGCCUUCAAGGGACCCAUCGCUGAUGGCCUUGGCGGCGGGGCCAUGACGGAAGACAAAAUGACCCACAUCGUGGACUACGGCAAUCUCUCGGGCGACAUUUCGAUUGACGGUUCUUCCACGGUGUUCCCUAUCACCGAGGCGGUGGCUGAGGCAUUCGGCGGCCUGACCGAUGACAACGUCCGGGUGGUCGUGGGCAUCUCGGGAACCGGAGGCGGCUUCAAGAAGUUUUGCGAUGACGAGACCGUGAUCUCCGACGCAUCCCGGCCGAUCAAGCAGAAGGAAGUUGACCUGUGUUCCGCCGCGGGCAUCGAGUACAUCGAGCUGCCGGUGGCCAUCGAUGGCGUGUCUGUGGUGGUGAACCCGGCAAAUGAUUUCGUGGACUGUUUGACGGUUGAGCAACUGAACACCAUCUGGAGCCCGGAAUCUGAGGGCGUGGUGAGCCAGUGGAACCAGGUGAACCCGGACUGGCCGGCGGAAGAGAUCAAGCUGUACGCGCCUGGCGUGGACUCGGGCACGUUCGACUAUUUCACCGAGGCGGUCAACGGUGAUGGCGGCGUGUCAAGGGGUGACUUCGUGGCGUCGGAGGACGACAACGUGCUGGUGCAGGGCGUCUCGGGGGACAAGUACAGCAUCGGUUACUUCGGGUAUGCGUACUAUGUGGAGAACAAGGACAAGGUGAAGGUGGUGCCGGUCGACGGCGGCAACGGUUGUGUUGCCCCGACGGACGACGCGAUCAACAACGGUUCAUAUGCGCCGUUGAGCCGGCCGCUGUUCAUCUACGUGCGCUCGGACGCGGCCGAGCAAGAGCAUAUUUCGGAGUUCGUGAAAUAUUACCUGAGCGCGAACGGCCAGGAGCUGGCAGCAUCGGUGGGAUACAUUCCGUUCCCGCAGCAGGUUUACGACCUGGGGUUGGCGAAGUUAGAGGCUGGGACGGUAGGCACGGUGUUCGGAGGCGACGACGCCUUCAAGGGACCGGUCACUGACGGACUCCAACAGUAG